AAUAAUGGUAGCCAUUUAUUUUUUGUCAUUCAACUAUUCAUCAGUUCCAGAAAAAUAACCAAGUGCGUGAAAUUGUGAAAUUAGCACCGCUUCACGGAUACAUUGAGUUACAAGGAUGUCCUUUUUUCACGCACGAUUGAACAAGUUGAAACAAUAAGAAGGGGAGGACAAACAAGUCGUGUCUUUCGGGCGGGAUAGAAUCAAAAGGGAAAGACGUUACGACGGUGACGUAACACCUUGUCCCGCAACUCACGAAAUGCCACGCCAUCUGGUGUAUUAGAAAACAAACAGUUUCUGCAGUUUUCAAGGUAGUCCUAUCGUGAACAGGUGGCAUUGAUUACUCGUAAUCAGAUCCCCUAUUCUCCACUCUAGUCCAAAAUGGGGAGAAAAAAUAUAUAUAUAUAUAUAAUACGGCAUAAUUGCCAGUGCGGAACAAACGCCUUCGGCUAUUUCCUUGCCACUGCAGUCUUUUUUUUAUCCUUUUUAAAGGCAGUGCAAGUACAAGCGGGUUCAAGGUACUCUAUAGAACAGGAGCUGUCAAAGUUUUUCCGCUGGGAAAUUCAGUUCACGUUUCAACCACCGAUGAGGUACGUCUCAUCCAAAUAUUUGUUCUUGUGCUCAUCGUAAAAGAUAUAGAAGAAUGUGCUGGGCACAUACCAGCAGCUUCAAAAUGUUGAGGAACAAGACCAAGUAUUACUGGACAUUGGCUAGCUGCUUCCUCUUCGUGUCGGCUCUAGUAAUUUUUUACGGAUCUCGACAGGUAAUGAUAGAAUUGUACCAACAACAUCAGCAUUUGUCUGUCGAAGAAUAUCCGGAGAAAAUCGGAUGUCGUUGUGACGAACUCACCGGAUCAACAAAUGCCAGGCAAAUCCAUCAAUCGACUUGCAGUGUGGAGGCUGACAGGCGAGGAUUCAACCAAUCAGUGGUCAGUUACACAUUGUUCGGUCAGCCAGAUCAAGACGAACAAGUCCGGAGACGUUACUUUUCUUCCCUCGAAGCUAAAGCUAUCCGCAUCAAACACUAUUACCCCGGCUGGAUCAUGCGUGUGUAUCACAACCUGUCACUGGAUGACGAGCUCAAAUACCUGUGCCCAUUGCGUUGCAGCGGUGGGUAUCCGCACAAUGUCGAUCUCUGUCACGUGGACACCAUCCGCACGAAAGAAAUUACGUCAACUCUUAUUCAGCGACUCAAUCCUCGCAUGUGGAGGUUUCUGGUGAUGCUCGAUCCAAUGGUGGAUCGUUUCAUGUCACGUGAUGUCGACAGUGAAAUCAUCCCGCGUGAAGUAGCGGCUGUCAAACAAUGGCUUCAGUCGAAUUUCACGUUCCACGUCAUGAGGGAUCAUCCCAGUCACGGAGGAUUCAUGUUAGCUGGACUUUGGGGUGCCAAGAAUGUCCAGCGACGAGAGCUCAUCCGGCGGCUGGGUCAAGCCAUGAUCUGGACCAGCCAGAACGACGAUUAUCAAACAGAUCAGAGUCGAUUGGAUUUCUUCGUCUGGCCAUUUGCCACCUUUGAUGUGAUGGCUCACGAUGCUUACUUUUGCAAUCAUUGGUUUCUCAAAUUAGCCCAUGUUGUGCCUAGUUUUCCGUUCCCUACACGCCGGAUCGGUCACAAUUUCACCGGAUUGGACCUCGUCCGAAAAGAUAUUGCCGAUCAUAUCGUAACUUGUCCGUUUGAAUGCCGCCCGGUGGAUCACAAAGACUGGCUUUUGUGUUGAGGAAUACACAAUUAAUAAUUCGAAA
This is a messenger RNA of Daphnia magna, 1739 nucleotides long. RefSeq lists its product as uncharacterized. The record is from RefSeq and is a predicted model, not a curated record. The transcript has 2 exons. NCBI's taxonomy places the organism in Eukaryota, Metazoa, Arthropoda, Branchiopoda, Diplostraca, Daphniidae. The coding region runs from base 641 to 1714 and encodes 357 amino acids.